Molecule: messenger RNA, 2937 nt
Organism: Closterium sp. NIES-67
Lineage: Eukaryota; Viridiplantae; Streptophyta; Zygnematophyceae; Desmidiales; Closteriaceae
Source: the annotation of a GenBank genome assembly
UCGCAAGCACCGUGCGAUGCAGCCGGAAGCUCUCGCGAACCGUCUUCCCAAAUCCUGUCUCAAAAUUAAUUAAGCCAAAUAUACAGCCGCAACUUGUCCCUUUUAUACCUCACAAAUACCGAGAGCCCUUACAGCGCGUUCAAUUUGGCUUACUCAUCAGCCAAAACUUCCGCCACCAAGCUUCUUCUGGCCCAACUUCGCGACACCUGCGAAGCCUGGCGUGAAAUUCGCCAUUUUCGUGCGGAGCUCGCCAUGGCGGCCGCCGUGCGCCAGAUGCGGUAUCGCUCUCGCGAAGCAGCCUUCGGUUUGCACCGAUUAGCUUGGAUCCUCCCGCCUGCUCGCUCAUACACCACUGUAACCUCUCCCACCUCCCCGCACACCCUCCGUUCGUCCCCCACCGUCCGCCGGUCCCCCACUUCUUCCGCCAUACUUGCGCCACGCUCCCUCGCGCCCGCCUUGUGCGCCGCUCGUUCCGCCUCCGUCCCGCAACUCGCGCCGCAGUUUUCGCCGCAAUUUCCGCCGCCGUCGAAACCACUUCCCGCAUCGUUCGCAUUCGCCGCCAUCUCUCCCCCGCCUCUACCGCCUCUUCCGCCUCCCCCGUCGUCUCAAUCCCUUCCGCCGAUCCGCAACCGCGGGGGCCGGGGGGGCAAGGAAGGCGGAUGGGGGGGAGAUCGCUGGGGAAGCCGGAGAGCGUCGUGGGCGGGCGCUGGCGGAGCGAUUGCUGCGGGAUUGGCCGGAGCAGUGGGGGUAGCUUGGGGGGAGGCGCGGAGCGGGAAGGGCGGGCGGAAGAACGGAGAUGAGGGGACGCGGGAGGGGGCGAAGGUGCGAGAAGGGGAAGGGAGGGAGGGGGGAGGAGAGGGGGAGGAGGAGGAAGGGGAGAUGGUGUCCAAUUGGAGCGGCACUCACGAGGUUCGGGCUGCUGUGGUGUACCGGCCAGAGUCCAUGCAGGACUUGGAGCGCCUUGUGCAGUCAGCCCACAGGAGUGGGCGCACCAUUCGCCCCAUCGGCAGUGGCAUCUCGCCCAACGGCAUCGCCCUGAACCCCCACGGCAUGGUGAACCUCGCCCUCAUGGACCGAGUGCUGCAUGUGGAUAAGGCGACCGGGAGAGUGAGAGUGCAGGCGGGGGCGAGGGUGGAGCAGGUGGUGGACGCUCUAAGGCCCUAUGGGCUCACGCUGCAAAAUUACGCAUCUGUUCGAGAGCAGCAGAUAGGCGGGUUCAUUCAGGUGGGAGCACACGGCACAGGGGCUAGUAUCCCUCCAGUGGACGAGCAAGUGGUGGCCAUUAAGCUCGUGACACCUGGCAGGGGCACGCUGCACCUGACGCCCGAAGCUGACCCGGACCUGUUCUACCUGGCUCGGUGUGGGCUCGGAGCGCUGGGGGUGGUUGGGGAGGUGGAGCUGCAGGCAGUGCCGGCUCACAGGCUCAGAGAGGAGACGUUCGUCACUGAUAAGGAGGAGAUCAAGAGGAACCACUGCCAGUGGUUGCAGCAGUACCAGCACAUCCGCUAUAUGUGGAUACCGCACACACAGGCAGUGGUGGUGGUGAGGAGCAACCCAGUCAAGGACGCCAGGGAAGCAUCGGCAGUGCAAAGGGGCUCAGCGGAGGAAAGGGCGCAAGGAGAGGGGCGCGCUAGCAGCCCGUCAUUGAGUGAGGAGGAGAAGUUGGCACAUGUGCGAGCGCUGUACCUGGCGUCCGUUGCUGCGAGGAGAAGCUCCAAGCCUUCUCAAUCCCAGCCCCCCCCCGAACCUACAUAUACCACCGAAGUAGCAGCUGGCAUGUGGUCCGGCACAGGUUCGGCCGAGCCUGUGCCAAGCCAACGCUUCUUAACCGAAGCUGAGGUUCGGGGGCUGUCUUUCACGAGGCUAAGGGACGAGCUGCUGGCGCUAGAUCCGUUGAAUCUGGACCAUGUGAGGGCGAUCAACCAAGCAGAGGCACUCUACUGGAAGCUCAGCCAAGGGGAGAGGGAAGGGUGGAGCGACGAGAUUCUGGGCUUUGACUGUGGGGGCCAGCAGUGGGUGUCAGAAGUAUGCUUCAAGGCAAACCAGGCACCUACUGGUACACACACCGAUGGCAGCGACAUCACCGACACUAGCAGCAGCGCUGCCACGAGCAGCAGCAGCACCAGCAGCCGCAGCAGCGGCGGCGGCAGCAGCAGCAGCAGCAGCGCAGCGGACAUUGCAUUUAUGGAGGAGCUGCUGGCGGUGAUAGAAUCAGAGGGUAUCCCCGCCCCGGCUCCCAUAGAGCAGCGCUGGACCAGUGGUAGCCGCAGCCCCAUGAGCCCCACCACCGGUGCUUAUAACGCUGCUAAUGCCGCCAUUGCUGCUGCCGGUCCGGCAGCAGGUUUGGCAGCUGCAGGUUCGGUGGCUGCUGGUUUGGCAGCAGAGGGAAGAGCGGCGCCUGAUGAUGUUUACUCAUGGGUGGGCAUAAUCAUGUAUCUUCCAUCCAACGACCCUGAUCAGCGGGCAGCCAUCACCAAACAUUUCCUCGACUACAAGUUUCUGACUGCCCGGAGGCUCUGGGACAAAUAUGGGGCGCACGAGCACUGGGCGAAGAUUGAGAUCCCCUCGAACGCCGGCACUCGUGAGUGGCUUGUGUCCCGCGUGGCUCGCGAUUGUUCGGUGGGCAAGUUCAACGAGUAUCGAAGAAAGCUGGAUCCGAGGAAUGUGCUGGCCAAUGAGAUGCUGGACGUGUUGUUUCCCCGUUGAUCACAACAACUGAGAAGAAUCCGUGACAGGCAUUUGGGUCCACACCACAUUCAUGUCAUUCUCUCCAUUUUUCUCUGAUCAUCAUAGUGCAUUCAUGCUGUUUAAGACCUAAAGCAUAAUUUCAAACCUCAUGGUGAGUCAACCGGAAGGGGGGUAAGGAUCUUGUUAGUGGUAAUAGCAUUCCUUCACCUCUUGUUAACUGUACGAUCCGAUCGACGUGAGAACAUCCUC